Eimeria acervulina is the source of this 1932-nucleotide messenger RNA. RefSeq lists its product as hypothetical. The record is from RefSeq and is a predicted model, not a curated record. The transcript has a single exon. Gene Ontology annotation, molecular function: transcription cis-regulatory region binding. Lineage: Eukaryota; Apicomplexa; Conoidasida; Eucoccidiorida; Eimeriidae. The coding region runs from base 1 to 1932 and encodes 643 amino acids. Gene Ontology annotation, biological process: regulation of transcription by RNA polymerase II. Gene Ontology annotation, cellular component: nucleus.
AUGGUGGUGCAUGCACUUGCUGCUUUGGGGCUGUCUCCUCCUGAUUUUAUUUCUGCUGUCUCCUUUCGUGUACCUCUAUGUCUUCGCGAGUUUAAGGGCAAAGAACUAGGGCUAUUAACUGUCUCCUUAGCGAAGCUGGGGUGUACAGACAGCUCUUUAGUAUAUUCAAUAGCAGAUGAGGCUUUAUACAGAGCAGCAACAGCAACAGCAGCAGCAGCAACAAGACACAGCAGCAGAAGCAGCAGCAAAUACUCCUUCUCGCUGCUCGAUCUGCAGCAAACUGCUUCAGGGCUGAUUAAAAUGGGGUGUACAGACACCCGAGUUUUUGCUGUGCUAAGGGAGGCAGCAAAAGCUCAAUUAAAGUGUCUCCUCUUGAAUAGCUCUUCUUCAAAAAAGAUAAAAGAAGAAGGAGACAGUGCCCACCCCACAGCCCAAACAAUUGCUUGUCUAGCGCAUGCAGUUGCUGCAGCAAAAGCAGGAGAUAAGUCAUUCUGUUUGCUGCUCGAGAGACAUGUGCUGCAGCAGCAGCAGCAGUUUUCAUCUCUAGGACUGUCUCUUAUCUCUAAAGCAGCUGUCUCCUUUUGUAUAAAAGGAGACAACUUCUGGAGAGCUAUACAACUACAAGCAGCAAAGAGGGCUUCACAUAUGCCUCUGGACUGUCUCUGCUCUAUAUUAAGUUUUGUCUCUGUGGGGUCUCCUGCUGCUGCUGUUGCAGAGGAGUUUGUCCGUGCUGCUGCUGCUCGUUUGCGUCUCGAUAUUCUGUCUCUUUCUCCUGUCUCCUUAGCUGCUGCUGUUGUCUCCUUCGAAAGACUGCAGUGGAGAGACACCCGACUGCUGCAGCAAAUCAGCAAACUGAUCCUGCUGAAGCACCCCACAGACCUCAGCACCAGGUGUCUCUGCAGCUCCUUUGCUGCUUUCGCAAAGUUAUCCUUUAGAAAAUCUCGGGUGUAUGCUCACCUUGGGAGAGAGAUAUAUGUGAGGCUUCAUCAGCUUAAACAAGAAGAUGCAGCAACAGUUCUUUACGCGCUGCUGCUGCUGCACAACCAGCAGCAGCAGCAAAAGCAGCAGCAGCAACAGCAGCAACAGCAGCAGCAGCAGCAGCAGCAAGAAUAUCUGCAACUGCGGCAGCAGCGGGGAGAGGAGGACCAGGAGACAGCAGAAAGUCUGCAAGACGAUCAGCAGCAGCAACAGCAGCUGGAGCAACAGCAACAGCAGCAGCAGCAGCAGCAGCAGGAGGACGAGGUGGAUAUAACAGAGCUUGAUGGUUUGCUGCUGGGUUUGUUAGAGGUGCUGCAGCGGGAGCAGCAGCAACUGACAGCAGCAAGUGUAUAUCGUUUGCAGCUGUUGGGUUUAUAUCUGCGUGCGUAUAGGAAGGAGUUUUAUGUGUCUCUUCCUGCUUCUUCUGUCUCCUUUUUGUCUCGUGUUGCUGCUGUCUCCUUAGCUGCUGCUGGGUGUCUCAGCAGCUCUUCGGUGCUGCAUCAAUCUGUCUCUCGCUGUCUCUCUGCUGCUGCUGUCCCUCAUCAAAGCGAAGCACAGGUUGGUCCCCUUGUAGUAGAUUUGCUGCUGUCUCCUUUUGUUUGUUUAGAGGUGCUGGGGCCUUCACAUUAUUAUAGAAACACAUUAAUGCUAACUGCAGCAACAGCUCUUAAGCGCUGUCUCCUUCGAGGCUUAGGAUACACCGCAGCAACUGUCUCCUACCUCGAAUGGAGACAGCUUCCUUCAAGGCAGCAUCAAAUCCUCUUCGUAAGCAGACUUGCACACCAGCUCAUCCAGCAGCAGCAGCAGCAGCAGCAGCAGCAGCAGCAGGAGCAGCAGCACCUGCUGCAGCAGCAGGAGCAGCAGCAAAAGCAGCAGGAAGAGGAGCAGCAGCAAAAGCAGCAGGAGCAGGGAGAAAAGGAGCAGCAACGGCGGUUAGAGCAGCAGGUGCAGUAG